This is a messenger RNA of Ipomoea nil (Japanese morning glory), 1661 nucleotides long. Its product is annotated as lipid droplet-associated hydrolase. Gene Ontology annotation, molecular function: lipase activity. Lineage: Eukaryota; Viridiplantae; Streptophyta; Magnoliopsida; Solanales; Convolvulaceae. The transcript is spliced from 14 exons. The coding region runs from base 80 to 1096 and encodes 338 amino acids. Gene Ontology annotation, cellular component: lipid droplet. Gene Ontology annotation, biological process: lipid storage. The record is from RefSeq and is a predicted model, not a curated record.
AACCUUAUUUGUAACGAACCGUACCAAAUCUAUACGGGUUUAACCUCGUAUCGCUCGCUAGCGUCGACCCACAAAUCCGAUGCUAUUUAGCAUUGCCUCUCCUCUUGCCCAAUCUCUUUGCCCCAGCUCCAGAAGAUUAAUUUCAUCAAGCUGCAGAAUUUCAAGAAUGGUUCUUGAAAAUUCGAGUCUGAUCAGCAAAAAACAACACGCCAAUUUCCGCCUCUGCAAUGUUUCUGGCUACAAGACUGAUUUACUUGAAGUUCAUGCCCAAGAUCCAAAAUUGCAUGUGGUAUUCAUUCCUGGAAAUCCAGGUGUUAUUUCAUUUUACGUUGAUUUUGUUGAGUCGCUAUAUGAGCUACUGGGAGGAACUGCAUCCAUUACAGCUAUCCAGCACAUAUCUCAUGGCAAAAAGAAUUGGGAGUCUGGAAGGCUGUUUUCGUUGAAAGCACAAAUCAGUCAUAAGAUCAACUUCAUCGAGCAGGAGCUACAUAAUGCUGAAGUUCCUAUAGUCCUGGUCGGGCACUCUAUUGGUUCCUACAUAUCUCUGGAAGUUUUUAAAAGAUCGCGGAAAAAGGUGGGAUUCUGCAUCGGACUAUAUCCAUUUCUAACCGUGAACACCAAAUCUUGGACGCAAUUUUUUAUUAAGAAGAUUGCAGCAUCCCGGUGUAUCUCUGCAAUGCUUAGUGCUGUCAUAGCGUUUUUGGGAAUGCUACCAGCCUGGUUCUCGAGAUCUCUAGUGAAGAAAUUAGUCGGAAAAUUUUGGUCUCCUGCUGCUGUCGAGGCCCUUUGCACUCAUGUCCUCCAGUUCCACACUAUGCAGAAUGUACUUUUCAUGGCAAUGACGGAGUUUGAUAAGCUUUCGGACACACUUGAUUGGUCCUUCAUGAGGCAAAAUAAAAACGAGAUGGCUUUUUUGUUUGGUAACGAUGAUCACUGGGGUCCUACGCAUCUGCUUGACGAGAUUGCGGAGAAGGUUCCUGGUGCUAGUUUAGCGGUAGAACAGGCGGGCCAUUCUCACGCUUUCUCGUGUACAAAGGAUGGCUCGGUAUGGGUAGCCCAGUAUGUUGCGAGCUUGAUUAAGAGACAUAUAUCAUAGAAGUAAUCAUUCCCUCGUAAGACAGGCACCCGUAACAUCAUUCAUUUUCAUUUUCAAGAACGGGGAAAGCAAGAAUUUUUCCAUCGCCAAACUUGAAACAAAAAGCGGAGAUGCAUAUAUAUUGAAUAUCGUUGUUGCCAUGUUACAGAGGAUCGUUUGAUCUCAAUCUUCUCGCCCCGCCUGCUACUUAUCUGUCAAAUGAAUGCUACUUACAUCAUGGUUGUAUAUUAGGUUCAGUACUUAGCCCGGACGCCACGGCAGAACACUCCCAAAUUACCAUCUUUCUGCUAGGAGCUUCCAUCUUCAUAUUAAUGACAUUUAUGGCAAAAGCAAGGUUUAGGUCAGCUUUGGUACCUAAGACUUCAAGAACCUAUGGAAAACCUGCCUAAAUUUAUGGUUUUCUCUGCAGAUAACUCAUGUAAUUGAAGUUAUUACAGUACUGUCUUUGUUUCUCCUCUUUCUUGACUUUUGGUUUCUGGGACUGUACUCAUAACUCAUGUUUAUGAUAACAAAACACAGUUUCAUAAGCUACAAUGUUAAAAGCAUCCUUAAAUUUUGUCUGUUA